This is a messenger RNA of Phacochoerus africanus (Common warthog), 2388 nucleotides long. It is a transcript of the gene SLC38A1, whose product is annotated as solute carrier family 38 member 1. The coding region runs from base 235 to 1695 and encodes 486 amino acids. Gene Ontology annotation, molecular function: L-glutamine transmembrane transporter activity. NCBI's taxonomy places the organism in Eukaryota, Metazoa, Chordata, Mammalia, Artiodactyla, Suidae. The transcript is spliced from 16 exons. Gene Ontology annotation, biological process: L-glutamine transport; amino acid transmembrane transport. The record is from RefSeq and is a predicted model, not a curated record.
CUCUAGCAGACGGAGGCCACCUUUUCCCCAUAGAAGCAGCCAGACCUUGACACAAAGGACAUCGCUCGCCGGGGGAAAAGCCCGGAAGGGCGGAUAUCUUGACGUCUCCCUUCGCCACUUUUCCCUUUAUUAUCCCAGAGGUGUCAACCUUAUAAUUUUUGCUGCUAUCCAUUUGUAAAUAGACUCAGAAAAGGAGACCUUGGACUAGUUUUUGGCUACAGGUACUUUCUAAACAUGAUGCAUUUCAAAAGUGGACUCGAAUUAACUGAGUUGCAAAACAUGACAGUGCCGGAAGAUGAUAACAUUAGCAACGAUUCCAAUGAUUUCACCGAAGUAGAAAAUGGCCAAAUAAAUAGCAAGUUUAUUUCUGAUCGCGAAAGCAGAAGAAGUCUCACGAACAGCCAUUUGGAAAAAAAGAAAUGUGAUGAGUAUAUUCCAGGAACAACCUCCCUAGGCAUGUCCGUUUUUAACCUAAGCAACGCCAUCAUGGGCAGCGGGAUUCUGGGACUCGCCUUUGCGUUGGCAAACACGGGAAUCCUCCUUUUUCUGGUACUUCUGACUUCAGUAACACUUCUGUCUAUAUAUUCAAUCAACCUUCUGUUGAUCUGUUCAAAGGAAACAGGCUGCAUGGUUUAUGAAAAACUGGGAGAGCAGGUCUUCGGCACCACAGGGAAACUUGUCAUCUUUGGAGCCACCUCACUGCAGAACACUGGAGCAAUGCUGAGCUACCUCUUCAUAGUGAAAAAUGAACUACCCUCUGCCAUAAAGUUUCUAAUGGGAAAGGAAGAGACAUUUUCACCCUGGUAUGUGGAUGGCCGAGUUCUGGUGGUGGUCGUUACCUUUGGCAUAAUUCUUCCUCUGUGUCUCUUGAAGAACCUGGGCUAUCUCGGCUAUACUAGUGGAUUUUCCUUGAGCUGUAUGGUUUUUUUCCUCAUUGUGGUUAUCUACAAGAAAUUUCAAAUUUCCUGCAGUGAUCCAGAGCUAAAUUCAACAAGUCCUAAUGCAACAAAUGCUGACAUGUGUACACCAAAAUAUGUUACUUUCAAUUCAAAGACCGUGUAUGCGCUACCAACGAUCGCAUUUGCCUUUGUCUGCCACCCAUCAGUCCUGCCAAUUUACAGCGAGCUUAAAGAUCGGUCACAGAAAAAGAUGCAGAUGGUUUCAAAUAUCUCCUUUUUCGCCAUGUUUGUUAUGUACUUCUUGACUGCCAUUUUUGGUUACUUGACAUUCUAUGACAACGUGCACUCGGACCUCCUUCACAAGUACCAGAGUAAAGAUGACAUCCUCAUCCUGACCGUGCGGCUGGCUGUCAUUGUCGCUGUCAUCCUCACAGUGCCGGUGUUAUUCUUCACAGUUCGUUCAUCUUUAUUUGAACUGGCUAAGAAGACAAAGUUUCACCUAUGUCGUCAUGUCUUGGUGACCUUCAUUCUCUUGGUUAUUAUCAACUUGCUGGUGAUCUUCAUACCCACAAUGAAGGAUAUUUUUGGAGUCGUAGGAGUUACAUCUGCUAAUAUGCUUAUUUUCAUUCUUCCUUCAUCUCUUUAUUUAAAAAUCACAAGCCAGGAUGGAGAUAAAGGAACUCAGCGAAUUUGGGCUGCCCUUUUCUUGGGUCUGGGGGUGUUGUUUUCUCUGGUCAGCAUUCCGCUGGUCAUCUACGACUGGGCCUGCUCAUCAAGUAGUGACGAAGGCCACUGAGACCAGCUGAGAAAAGGAAACAGUCAAAUUACCGCACAUCUGCAACCCCUCAUCACUUCCUUGGCAAGUUUACAGAAGCAAACAGAAAUUUAUAAGAUACAAAACAGAUUAACACGUUGGUAUUGAAACAGAGACCUGUUUCUAAAAUGGUUCAUGUCCCUCCAAGAUUUGGGAUCAAUUUUAAGGAUUGUGGACUUUCUUUUUCCAAAUUUCAUGGCAUCAUAUUUUCCAGUACUUUUCACAGUCGGUUAUUUUUCACUCUAUGUGUUUUGUGAUUUCAUCGUCUCUUAGAACUUUGAAAACAUGAUCAUCAAUCAUGUUUACUUAUCAUACAUCCAGAUUCUGAAAUAAUUUUCCUACUGAUGUUCAGCUUACAAUAGCUGUACCUUUUUAGAAGAGAAAAGUAUCUUGAAUUGUAUAUAUUUAUUUUGCUUUACAGAAAAAAAAAAUGGUUUCGUAAAUAAUUUGCCUAUUUUGGUUAACAUAGCACACAGGGAUAAUCACGUGAGAGUCACAGGGCGCGUGCCUGGCCUGGAUCAGUGGCUGUUCAGUAUUUGAGGCAGCCCUGAUCAUGUGGCGGCUGAGCCUCAGCCACCCAUGGCCUCGCCGUCCCUUCAUCCUGCUCCAGCAAGAGACCUUCCCUGGCGCAUGUUCUCAGCAGGGAAAGGGAUGGAAAUGAUUCUUACCUUGGGA